Molecule: messenger RNA, 795 nt
Organism: Chondrus crispus (carragheen)
Lineage: Eukaryota; Rhodophyta; Florideophyceae; Gigartinales; Gigartinaceae
Exons: 1
Coding region: 1-795 (264 amino acids)
Source: RefSeq, a predicted model, not a curated record
AUGGGUCGGGGACGUGGAGCCACCCUCCCAGCCCAUGUCACUGGCUCUCGCACCAAUCACGUCGCCCCGGGGCGACCGGCACCCGCUGUCACACCUGGCCUUGCCGAUGAGGAGGCCAUCAAGGAAGCAGCCGCCAUUUUGCCCGAGCAUAUGAGGGCGCGAUACAUCGAGGACGAGCGUAAAAAAGCCGCAGCCGCGAAUAGGGUUGAGAGAAAACGGCCGGGACGGAGACGAAAGGACACUCGUGCGCAACAAGGGCCUCUGGGAGAGCUUAGAAAGAGGCGCGCUGCUUCGGGAACUGCUAAUGGUCUGAAGAGUAAGCCGGCAUUUAGUCUCGGUUCUUUGAUCAAGGCUGCGAGCAAACAGGAAACUAGCCUCACCAGACGUGAGCCGAGCCGCCUAAAGAGCGCUGCGAAAAUGAAAAGAGCAGAAGCUUUGAGUGUUUACACAGCGGUUUCGAGGACAAAGGAGAGCGUGGAAAGGGAGGAACGAUUGCGGCGGGAACAGGAGAUGAGACUACAGGAAGAGGAGAGGCAAGAGAGGGAGUUUUAUGAAGACCUUAGGGUGCGGGAUCGUGAAUACAGAAAGCAGCAAGCAGAUGCGUGGAGAAAGGAAAAGACUGUAGCGAGCAAGAUGAGGGACUCCCACUAUGUCGCUUGGCUCGAGAAACAUCUCUUCUCGGGUGAGGACAAGGUUAAGGAGGAUAGUCUUGAGUACCUGGGGCUGCGAUUGCGGCCGGUCACAGACGACGAGCAAGUAUCGCGACUACUAACUAUAGAAGUUACAGAGAUAUAG